This is a messenger RNA of Anopheles aquasalis, 2672 nucleotides long. Its product is annotated as CTD small phosphatase-like protein 2. NCBI's taxonomy places the organism in Eukaryota, Metazoa, Arthropoda, Insecta, Diptera, Culicidae. Gene Ontology annotation, molecular function: phosphatase activity. The record is from RefSeq and is a predicted model, not a curated record.
CCGCGGAAGCUGUCAAAGAGUAGCCAUUUUAGAAAAUAAAAACAGAAUGAAAAUUGGGCUAGCUGCUUGCGUUUCAUCUGUUGGACGCGGUAGUAAUGUGUUUUGUGCCGUUUUAAAAAAUAUGUUGAUCAAGUGAAAUGUGGCUUCGCAGUGAAAGGAGAGAUCGUCGAUUGCGCUCAAGCAAAGCUCGCCUUGCUGUUCAAUUUAAACCAUUCAAUAAAGUGGUAAACUCAAAAGCGAAAAGAAGAUCAUCUGCGGAGCUCAAAACAGCUAAUCGACUGUCGGCUGCUGGCUGUAUCAAUCGGUUACCCAAAUGUCGUUUAAAUAAGAAGUGUGUUAAUCUUGAAUCAUCUGAUACGUCAAUCGUUUCGGUAUGCGUUACCAAUGUGCAUGCUGAUAGUAUAAUAGAUGAUGUACAAUGCGAAAAAAGUAUCUAUGGAAAUCCUCUUCUGGACAGUAAAUCAAUUACAUUAUCCCCGCUAAAGCAUACAAUAUCAGAGGACUCCAAAGAAAACCAAUUCUGGCAGAAAAAUGAACUCAUAUUUGAUUCAAUAACCACUUUAAGUAUGAAGAAUAUUGAAGAUGUAGCAACCAAUUCAAAUUAUUUGGAGGAGGUACCAUGCAGCAGCUCAAUAUUAAAUGCAGCCUUAACGAACCCACAAAUUGCUGUUCCUCAAUCAACUGACAAAUGUAAUAUAUACAUCAAACAUGGAUCCGACGAUGCAACCAGUGCUUCUUUCAAUCAGAAAAUCAUAGAAAAGCACAGUAUCACGGCACAAAAUCACCCCAACUGUACUUUAAAGCAUAGUGGAUGCACUAUGGACAGCUUCUUAGAGACAAACCAGUCGCAGCACUCAUGUACACAGUUAAGCAAUGCCAAGUGUAUUACGGAAUGCGAUAGUACAACUUCUGAGCUGGAAAAUGAAAUUAGCCAAGAAAUUGCCGCCUUCAUUGCAGAUAAUAUGGUGGAUCAGGUAUAUUCACAAGAAGGGUCCUUAAAGCGAAAUACAUGUUUGUCUGAAAACCCGCUGGCAGAGGUAGAUUCUACCACCGAUGCAGUACAUCCGUAUAACUCCAAGUGCAGCGCUACUCAAGACGUUAUCCAUUCGUAUCCACGUGAAACGCACGUAUCGCUUCUUCUAAAGACAUCUUCUGCUAUAUCGCACUCGUUGGCAUCAUUGUCGACUGCUGGGACUACAGCCUCUACUUCUCUUUGUACAACUCCAACAAUUUCACCCCCGUUAUCAAAUUUUAACCCCGUAUCAUAUAAUAACGUACCUUACCUUUCUACUGGCUACGAAGGACAACAGCAACAGGCAAUGUAUAGUGAUGAAAACAGCGUAGCGAACCGAGAAUUGAAUGUAAAUUCAGACUUUAUAGCAAUGUUUGAUGAGGAAAAUUACAGAAAUACUGCAGUAUCUGGCCAUUAUAGUGAUAUUCCGUAUAACGUUCUGCUUACACAAGCGUCUCUUUGUUGUGAUGAGGUUGGUGGUUUAAAUCAUAUGGACAACCAUGAAUAUAAUAAGAACGAAAUGUUUUCAUGUCUAAACUCAAAUAAUCACGAUGAACCUAGAACGAUUAGUGCGUUCCAGAGUUCGUCACUACGAACAACUUUGUGUGAAGGCACUUCCAGCACAUUUCCCAACAAUGCGUAUUUAUCUAAGAUAGAGCAUAUGUGUCAUUCCCAUCAGCACGAGGCUGGACAGGAAUCAUUAAUUUAUAAUUUAACCCGUAAUCAAUUUAUUCCACCCGGGGUUGGAAGAAACGAAGGUGCGGGUGAUAUGCAGCACAAUCGGAAUGGAACAGAAGUUGAGGAAUUAUCUGAAGAGCAACAGGAAGAUACUGAAUUUCGAGCUUUCGAUCCAUACUAUUUCAUUAAACACUUACCACCAAUGACGAGCGAAUUUCGUUUGAAGCGUCCUGCCUUACCACUCAAGACAAGAUCUAGUCCAGAGUUUAGCCUUGCUUUGGACUUAGAUGAAACAUUAGUGCAUUGUAGCUUAGUGGAACUUUCUGGUGCGAGUUUCAAAUUCCCAGUAAUAUUUCAAGAGUGCGAAUAUACUGUAUUUGUUCGCACCAGACCAUUCUUUAGGGAAUUUCUGGAAAAAGUAUCACGGCUUUUUGAAGUUAUUUUGUUCACUGCCUCGAAACGAGUUUAUGCUGAUAAACUUCUAAAUCUUCUUGAUCCAGAGCGUCGGCUUAUUAAAUAUCGACUAUUUCGUGAACAUUGUGUUCUAGUCAACGGCAAUUACAUCAAGGAUUUGACGGUACUCGGGAGGGAUCUGUCGAGGACAAUAAUUAUAGACAAUUCUCCUCAAGCAUUCGGAUAUCAAUUGGACAACGGAAUUCCGAUUGAAAGCUGGUUUGCAGAUCAAAGCGACUCUGAGUUGAUGAAAAUUUUACCAUUCUUAGAGCGAUUAGCUCAAAUGCGUGAAGAUGUUCGGCCUCAUAUUCGGGAAAAGUUCAGACUAUUUUCAUACUUACCACCCGAUUAAUAUAAUAUGAUCACCUAAAUUCGUUUAGUUUUAGUCAGGCCGCUUCUGUUCAAAGACUAUGACAGGUUCGAUUUGUUAUUGUUAAUAACUUUAUUGGUGUUUAUUGCAUGCAUACCAGAUAGUUCAAAUAAACACCGAGCGUCGAAGAGCGUGGUGUGAUUUACUCAGUGUACAUAA